AUGCCGACGCACGUCAUCGAGAUCGACGUGACACAGGUCUCGAAAUCGCUUGCCGUGCUCGGGGGCUUCAUUGUCUUCUAUGGUCUGCUGUCGUACGUCGUAAAAGAACGACUUUACCUUUCGGAACCACUGCUAGCUGUGAUAGCAGGUAUCAUAGUCGGGCCCUACGUACUCAACUGGGUUGAUCCUGCCAGCUGGGGCACGACCGAAGAGACCAACUAUGUCACUUACACUUUUACCCGCAUCGUCGUCGGUAUUCAGGUACUCUUCUGCGGUAUCUCUCUACCAAAGGCGUACCUUUGGCGGGAAAAGCUAUCGCUCACCAUCUUGCUGUUUGGCAUCAUGACUACGGCCUGGUUCACCACAGCGUUGCUCAUCUGGGGUCUCAUCCCCAAUUUGACAUUCCUUGAAAGCCUCUGCAUCGCAGCAGCCGUGACGCCUACUGAUCCUGUUCUCGCCAACUCGAUCACCACGGGGAGAUAUGCCGAGAAACAUGUUCCCGCCAAUGUGCGAAAUAUCAUCGUUGCCGAGUCCGGUGCCAACGACGGUCUUGGAUUCCCGUUUCUGUAUCUCGCCAUCUACUUGCUUGCUCGUAAUGGCGAGGACAAGGGUAGCAGUGUCAGUACUGUAAUUGGUCGUUGGGUGUACGCUGUCGUCGUUUACCAGAUUCUGCUCUCGAUCGCCUUCGGUUCGCUCGUCGGAUACUUGGCUAGGAAAUCGCUCAAAUGGGCCGAAUCGAGGUCCUACAUCGACAAAGCCAACUUCUUUGCCUAUGGUCUGGGUCUGGCGUUUUUCACUCUUGGAACCACGGGCCUGUUUGGAUCGGACGAUAUCCUUGCAUGCUUCAUUGCCGGCAACUCUUUCACCUGGGAUGACUGGUUCAGAAUCCGCACGGAAGAUAAUGAUUUCCAAGAAAUCAUUGAUACUGUGCUUAAUAUGGCCGUGUUCGUCUAUAUCGGUGCUAUCGUCCCUUGGGAGGACUACUCGAAUGCGGAUCUGCAACUUGGUGGAUGGAGAGUCGUUGCGCUCGGUAUCACGGUUCUUCUGCUCCGACGUCCGCCCUGGGUGAUUGCGGCGACCAAGCUGAUCCCUGCUUUGAGCGAUUUUAAAGAGUCGUCCUUCGCUGGCUGGUUCGGUCCCAUUGGGGUUGGCGCGGUGUUUUAUAUCCAGGUGGCGCUCAAGCAGCUACCGGCUGAUGGGACGCGUGAUCGUCUGCGCGUCGUCUACUCGCCACUGGUACUGUUUAUGGUCUUCUCUUCCGUUUUAAUGCACGGCAUUACGAUCCCGAUUUCCAAGCUUGGACCGAAUGUGAUGCGACGUACUGCUACGCUCACCAAAGCUCGUUCCAUCACCUUUUCACGACGUAUCAGCCGUACGAAUACGAUUCAGGCCAGUAACACGACCAGCCAACGCGACAGCUUGCGCGGAGCACGCCACAAUUCAUCUGACAAAGCCGAGCCAAGUGUCGCUGCUGCACUUUACGGAUCGCAUCGUGGUCAUGUCGCGUUUGAUGAGGUUGGCAAACCGCUCUGGAACCCGCUUGUUGCGAUGGCUGAAUGGGGUGUGCACGUGUGCGCGUUUUGGCGCAAAGACAGUUUCUGGCGCAAAGACGUACGGGUAAAUCACAUGGCAUUUUCGCACCACAGAGUGGACAAGAAUGACAUCUCGGCUGCUAGUGGUCUGGUCAAACAGCGGAGUGUGCACGACGAUACAGCGGCGCACGUUGAUCAUGGCGUUGGUGCAGAUGGCGAAAAGCUGAGGCCGCGGUUUCCACCACCUGUGUUAGAGUUACCGACGAGAUGCCAAGACCAGUCGUCAGUUCGGAUUGCACCAUUCCACCACGCACCGCAACCAGAGUGCUGA
Messenger RNA from Mycosarcoma maydis (corn smut), 1863 nucleotides. RefSeq lists its product as uncharacterized. Bases 1 to 1863 code for a protein of 620 amino acids. Gene Ontology annotation, molecular function: sodium:proton antiporter activity. Gene Ontology annotation, biological process: intracellular potassium ion homeostasis; sodium ion export across plasma membrane; regulation of membrane potential. Gene Ontology annotation, cellular component: plasma membrane. The transcript has a single exon. The record is from RefSeq and is a predicted model, not a curated record. Lineage: Eukaryota; Fungi; Basidiomycota; Ustilaginomycetes; Ustilaginales.